Molecule: messenger RNA, 1137 nt
Organism: Aedes aegypti (yellow fever mosquito)
Lineage: Eukaryota; Metazoa; Arthropoda; Insecta; Diptera; Culicidae
Product: pancreatic triacylglycerol lipase
Exons: 2
Coding region: 56-1078 (340 amino acids)
Biological process (GO): lipid metabolic process
Molecular function (GO): lipase activity
Source: RefSeq, a predicted model, not a curated record
UUAGAUAAGAAUGUAAAAUUUUCGAUUUUCAAUUUAUGAUAUUAUUAAACGAACCAUGAACGAGUCAAGACCUACCGUUGUCGUCUUACUGUUAUCGCUGCUGGUUUCCCUUUCCAGGGGCAGUCCAGCUCGUUGGAACCUGGUCUCGGAUGACGCUGGAAACAUUCACAUGGUAGACAUUAGUUCUGGCACCGGUUUGGCAUACUUUGACGAGUUCGAGCCAUUGUUUGACCCAGAAACCGAUGUCAUCUUCCGAUUGUUUACCCGCUUUAAUCCGGACAACCCCCAAAUUAUCCAAUGGGAUGAUCCUGAAUCGUUGAUUGAUUCCAAUUUCAAUCCAGCACAUCCCACUCGUUUUACAAUUCACGGCUGGGUCAGCGGAGAAGAUGCCAACUUGCAUGGACUGAUUCGCGAAAAUCUACUCGCACUCGGCGAGUUCAACGUUGUCAACGUUGAUUGGGGCGCUGGAGCUCAGACGAUCAACUACAUUCAGGCAAGGAAUCGAGUGGGAGCUGUCGGAGAAAUGGUAUCCCGUUUCAUAGACAUGUUGGUCGCCGUGGGUGGAGCUUCGCUGGAUGAUAUUUCUGUAACUGGAAGCAGCUUGGGAGCUCACUGCGCGGGAAAUGCUGGCAAAUUUCAACAGGGCCGGAUCAACACCAUAAUUGGAAUGGAUCCAGCUGGACCGUUAUUCUCGCUUGGUCAACCGGAUAUAAUGCACCAUAGUGAUGGUCAAUACGUGGAAGCGAUAUAUACCAAUUCGGGACUUCUUGGCUUCGACCUUCCACUGGGUCAUGCCAACUUUUACCCCAAUGGAGGUCGAUCGCAACCGGGCUGUGGAAUUGACAUCACGGGUAACUGUGCUCAUACGCGAGCACAUCAAUAUUUUGCGGAAUCUAUUGGGUCUCCGUUGGGAUUUGUUGGCCGCCGUUGUGCCUCGCAUGAAGAAAUACUUGCUGGAGUGUGUACGGAGAGUGGACCCCAAGCUCUAAUGGGAGGUGAGCCGUCGAACUAUGGCAAGGGGGUGAGCGGUUUCUAUCAUCUGACUACCAACGGCCAGUCGCCUUUUGCGAUGGGGUAAAAAGAAAAUGUAAUGUUUGAUUAAUAAAAGCUAAAAAUGCUGACAUUUGAAAUUAUGUA